CAGCGGGACAGAUGCUUCUCAGGCAAAUGCUGCCUUCACUGCAGGAAGUCUAAGCGAAGCAGCACUGCGCAUGCUAUCGCACUUCUCUGACGACCGGAGGAUGAAUUAUCCCCUGCUGUAAAACGCUCCGAGGAGAGAGGUGAUGGCGGGUGCUCAGGUCACCGUGUCUUCAGGGGAGCUCAUGACUGCGAGGGAAGAGGAGGGAGAGUACAGCGGUACUGAGCAAAAAUCUCAAGUCCUCCUGCACCUGCAGCCAGUCCUGCAUGGGAUGAAUGAUGACAUUGCAGACACUGGCACUACAGUCCUGGCCAUAGAGACGCAUCAUGAUGACAGUAAAGCAGAUGGAGAUGAGGUCGAGUAUGGCUACCCCAUCACUUGCGGGGACAGCAGGGCGGUGCUGCUGUUUAAGAAGUUUGUGUGCCCCGGAAUCAACGUCAGAUGCGUCAAAUUCAAUGACGAGCUCAUCAGUCCUAAGCAGUUUGUGCAUCUGGCAGGGAAAGCUACUCUAAAGGACUGGAAAAGAGCCAUCAGGCUGGGAGGAGUAAUGCUCAGGAAAAUGAUGGACUCCGGCCAGAUAGAUUUCUACCAGCAUGACACCCUGUGCAGCAACACCUGCCACAGCACUAAAUUUGAUGUGCUGAUCAACAGAACGCGGCUUCCUCCUGGGAACUCGGUGCAGCCGAGCCUGUCGUGUCUGGCUCUUGACCCUGUUGGAGGGCAGGUGUCUCCCGUGACAGAAGACGCACAUAAGGCGGCAGAGGUGGAGGAGAGUUUGCAGGAUAGGAUUAGUGCAGCAGCAGAGUGGAGCAACGGUCCACGGAGGUUUCUAAACCCUGUAACAGCCAAUGGACAUGCUACCAAAAGAAAGAUGGCUGACGUACCUGAUGGGGUGUUGACUUUGUGGAAGGGUGUGGCAGACUGCGGGAUGAUGGGGGAGGUCCUAUCCAGCCUCCAGAAUGAACUGUUCAGCACUUUUAAGCGGGUGGAGCUUCACAGUGAAAACGGAAACCUGCAGGAAACAGAUGUCAUGCUGCUUAAUUCCUUGUGCGAGAUGUUUGGGCUUUUGGAUUCGGUGAAACAAGCCACGGACCUGAGGCGCAGCCAGACUGAAAAGAAAAAGAUCCAUAACAGUGUUUAUGACUUUGAUGAGCUCUCGGAGGACAAGGGGAAGCAGAGCUGUGAUAAAGGGACAUCUAAAAAAGCCUCAUCACUAAAACACCCUCGAACUCAGCGUAAAAGCCAGACGAGCAGCCAUCCCCAGAACUCGCUGCCCUCUGUCAAAUCAGCCACAGCGAUCCAGUCUCAUUCUAUCACAGGUUUAUGUGCUGCAUCUUACCCUCAUCUCACAAUAAACCCUCAGCUCUUUGCCCAUUUCUCUGCCUACACCAGCCAGCGUUGUCAUGCUGGAACUGGCAGGACAGACAGGGAUGUCCACAGUGCCACGCUGGAGGGGGACCGAGAGAUCAGUGAGGCAGACGACCAGGAGAAGUUUCACGGACUGGGACGGGAAGGCAACAAGAGAAAAGACACCUCAGGGAUCCACAAAGAACCUGGACGAGGGAGUGUAAAGUUUUGGGAGGGAUCUCAUGUUAGAAGGGAGGAGGACGAGGCGACAGAAGGCUUGCAUGACAUUGAAAAGGUGAUUAUGGGGAGAAAGGCAUCAAAGAAACAUAAAAGUAAGUGAGGCAGACGACCCCAGAGGGAUUCUGUGGGACUAAUUGAGGGAAUGUGCCGGGAACUGAAAGAAGACACGGAGCGGGGGAAACAAUUAAAAACAAUAUGACUUUGUCAAACUCUACUUUUACCACAGUGAUCAUAUGCAGUACAGACAGCGGUUAGUGGGGUUGUGUUCUCACACAGACACUUUUUUAAAUGGAAAUGCUGGAUUUUACAGCAUCAGAGGCAAUACAACUGAAAUGACUCGUCGAUUAAGUGACCGACUGCCCAAAACCAUUGUUCGAGUCAUUAUGGGUGUCAUAAUAUGCCCUAUUUUGCAAUACGAAGAUGCAACUCUACGGGGAUUUUUUCUUUUUUUUUACUGCUUUUUGAGAUUUUUUAUGACACCAGCACUUAACAGAGAAAAUAACUGACAUUUCAGGUGACAAUGAAAGUGUGCUGGUCUGGUUGUUGUGUAGUAUUAUCACCCACAUAGUAUCAUUGUUUCCAAUCCUUUACAAGUCUGCUGUCUUUGAUGACACUCUCUUCCUCUAGCUGAACACUGUCACCAAUUAAUGAUAGAUUUUUUUUUUAGCUACUUGUAAAAUACUUAUUUUAUUACUUGUGUUUUGCGAUUUAUAUCUUUUAAUUUUGUGAAAUAUUUCUCACUCAGGCUGUGAUUAGGAUUUGACCACCUGCAGACACUUCCUGCCUGAAGAUGUAUGGCUCCUAGUUUCUAAUCACUCCCUUUAGACGGGAACUGGGUAACUAUCCCCUUGCUAGUUAAAAAUAAGAAGGGAAAAAUAGCCAUCAAAAUGACCUUGAGUGAUAAUGAAUGCAUUUUGAAUAAAAACCUUCGCAUUUUGAAUUCUUAACAGUAGCAGCGUGUGAGUUUUCUUCAAGCGCUAACUUCACACCACUCAAUUUACUGAUCCUUUUAAAAGUUGGGGCAUUGAUGGAAAUUGGAAAACGUUGGUGGCUAAUCUACUGACCGUACAGGCAGGAAGCCAAUAAACUGCGUACAGAGGUCAUUGUUUAUUCAAAGUUUCCCUGCUGGUUUUAAUCUCAGCGGCUUCAUUCAUCUCAUUACUUCUCACAGUCAGAUUGUUCUAACGUCUCACGCGGACACCUGUUACCUUACUGACCUCUGCACAACAGAAACGAGUGUAUUUGAACAGCUAAUCAGCCUGCAGAGGAGGAAACACUGCUGCUGUGAGUUCCCUUAUCACUGUGUUGGACUUGCAGUCACAUGAGAGUUGCUGUUUCUUUUAGUCAGCCGG
Messenger RNA from Oreochromis aureus, 2936 nucleotides. RefSeq names its product glucocorticoid modulatory element-binding protein 1-like. Lineage: Eukaryota; Metazoa; Chordata; Actinopteri; Cichliformes; Cichlidae. The record is from RefSeq and is a predicted model, not a curated record. Gene Ontology annotation, biological process: positive regulation of transcription by RNA polymerase II. Gene Ontology annotation, cellular component: nucleus. Gene Ontology annotation, molecular function: DNA-binding transcription activator activity, RNA polymerase II-specific; RNA polymerase II cis-regulatory region sequence-specific DNA binding. The coding region runs from base 143 to 1684 and encodes 513 amino acids. The transcript has 10 exons.